AUGGAGACGGUUGAUUGUGUCGUGGCUGGUGCCGGAUGGUACGGCCUCGCCGCCGCAAAGCAAUACCGCGUCGUCAACCCCAAUGACUCCCUCGUAAUCUUCGAUCCCCAGACCACCGUCGGAGGCACGUGGGCCGACGAGCGGCUCUACCCAGACGUCAAGAGCAACAACCUCCUGGGGACGUACGAGUACCCAGACUUCCCCAUGGACCCCGAGACGUUCGGCGUCAAGCCCGGCCAGUACAUCCCAGGUGAGGUCACAAACGCCUACCUCAAGGCGUACGUGGACAAGUUCAACCUCGGGCCGUGCCUCCGCCUCCGGACCAAGAUCACCGUCGCCGAGCACAACGACAACUCGGCCGAGGGCGGAUGGACGCUCACCGUCGUCAACGACGAGGGCCACGAGUACAAGGUGUUUGCGAGGCGCCUCAUUGUCGCCACGGGGCUCACUUCCCAGCCCUUCAUGCCGCACUUUGACGGCCAGGAGGAGUUUGGCGGGAGGAUCUUCCACAGCAAGUACUUUAAGCAGAACCGGGAUACUCUCGAGACGUCCAAGGCGAUCACCGUGUAUGGCGGGACGAAAUUCGGCUGGGAUGCCGCUUACAGCUACGCCAUGGCCGGCGUUGAGGUCAAUUGGGUCAUUCGAUGCAAAGGAACGUCAACCGCUGACUUGAACAAACACACAGCCUCCGGCCACGGCCCCUGUUGGAUCGCCCCUUCAUACGUGACGCCAUUCAAGAAAUGGAUCGAGAAGCUCGCGAACAUCCGCUUCCUCACAUGGUUCAGCCCCUGCGUCUACAGCGGCGCCGCCGGCUACACCGGCAUCCAGCGCUUCCUCCACGGCACCUUCGUCGGCCGCGCCAUCGUCAACGCCUUCUGGGCCAUCCUCGGCGGCGACGUCCUCGCCCUCAACAACUACGACGCGCACCCGGAGACGGCCAAGCUCAAGCCCUGGAUCCCCGCCAUGUUCACCGCCGCCAGCUUCAGCAUCCUCAACUACGACGCCGACUUCUUCGACCUCGUCCGCGCCGGCAAGAUCAGGAUCCACGUCGGCGAGGUCGACCACCUCAGCCCCGGCACCGUCCACCUCGCCGACGGCACCUCCUUCGCCUCCGUCUGCAACACCGGCUGGAAGACGUCCCCGCCCAUCACCUUCCUCCCCGCCGGCAUCGACCGCGAGCUCGGCCUCCCGCACGCCAUCGACACCGAGGCGCCCCCCGAGGACCUCGCCAACCAGCAGGACCUGCUCCGCCGCGCCGACGCCGACAUCGCCGCCCGCUUCCCCCGCCUCCGCGACCAGCCCGUCUGGAACAAGCACUACGUGCCCCUGACCAAGCAAAAGGGCGUCUCCAGCGACGAGCCCCUGAACCCCUACACGCCCCAGACGCCCUUCAUGCUCUACCACUUCCUCAUCCCGCCCUCCGAGCGCUUCCUCCGGCCCCGCGACACGGCCUUCUGCGGCUUCGUCAGCAACUUCAGCAACACCCUCUGCGCGCACCUCCAGGGCCUCUGGAUCGGCGCCUACUUCCGCGGCCUCCUCGCCAACGACCUGCCCACGCGCGCGCUGGCCGACAACGCCGCCAUGCAAGAGCUGCGCUACGAGACGGUGCUACAUAACCGCUUCGGCAAGUGGCGCUAUCCUGCCGAGACAAAGGCCCCGACGACAAUAUUCGAUGCCGUGUAUUACCUCGAUCUGCUGCAGAAGGACCUCGGGCUGGAUCCUCACCGGAAGCCAAAGGGUUGGCUGACGGAGGUGACGAGUCCGUAUGGUGCGGAGGAUUUUAGGGAUGUGAAUGACGAGUGGGAGAGCAAAGUUGGCAGAGUCGGGACCGCAUAA
This is a messenger RNA of Trichoderma citrinoviride, 1836 nucleotides long. Its product is annotated as FAD/NAD(P)-binding domain-containing protein. Bases 1 to 1836 code for a protein of 611 amino acids. NCBI's taxonomy places the organism in Eukaryota, Fungi, Ascomycota, Sordariomycetes, Hypocreales, Hypocreaceae. The transcript has 4 exons. The record is from RefSeq and is a predicted model, not a curated record. Gene Ontology annotation, molecular function: N,N-dimethylaniline monooxygenase activity; flavin adenine dinucleotide binding; NADP binding.